Messenger RNA from Lottia gigantea (owl limpet), 1229 nucleotides. RefSeq lists its product as hypothetical. Gene Ontology annotation, cellular component: membrane. The record is from RefSeq and is a predicted model, not a curated record. The coding region runs from base 388 to 1173 and encodes 261 amino acids. The transcript is spliced from 4 exons. Lineage: Eukaryota; Metazoa; Mollusca; Gastropoda; Lottiidae.
GAUUAUCAAUUGGAAUAUGUUUCCGACAACCGAGUAACUAAGUGAUAAAAGGAGAUAGACGUUAUAUUUGAGUGAAGUGUGACUCAUAGAUAUAUUUAGAUAUCGUAUACAAUCCGAAUAUAGUGGAAAACUAUAUCACAAUAGACAGUUCAGUAGCUUGAUUUGAGCAUAAUUUAUUCAUAGUUAUAUAAAGAAAAUUGUUUUAUCGUAUUUUGAAUCUACAAACUAACCAUAAUUGUUAUAUUACAAGUUAAGCAAAUUUUAUAUAAAAUAAAGAUCACACAUCUUCUCUGGAAAGAGUGUAAUAGAAUUGUCGAACGUCGAGAGUUUGUCGAGUUUAGACCUACAUGAUAAAAGAAAAGUAACUUAAGAAAUAUAUUCAGUGAUAUGGGUACCAACAAAUGUAAAGAACACUUCUAUCCUAGGAACUUUCUAUUGUCUUACGAUAAACCCCAUCAUUUUACAACAUUUGAGUGGGGCUGGCCAAGUGGUUACUUACUAUGGCGUGUAGUAUGGGCUUUAUAUCAUAUUAUCUGGAUAAUAUUGACUGGUGUAUACGCCUGGCAGUGGACCACAACGAAAUCUAAUGAAAUUAAGUGGUUCAUCUACCUCACUCAUUGGGCAUACUUUGUUUUAACACUUAGUAGUUUAAUGGAGUUGAUUGCAGUUAUUCAUAUUCAUUGUAAACGAACCGAUAUAUUAAAAGGAGAAUGUAAAGAGAUGUCUGGUUACCUGAAGUUUGUAUGGGUGAUGUUUAAUGUUUCAAAUACUGCAUCUAUAGCAGUUUCUAUCUUAUUCUGGGCGCUGCUAUAUUCAGAUACAUAUCCAUUAACUACAGUGGACAUAGCAACUCAUCUUUUGAACAGCGCCUAUGUUCUAUCUAACCUGAUAAUAACAGCGGUACCAGUAAGGAUUUACCAUUUCUUCCACCCUGUUUUAUUCAGCACGUUGUAUAUCAUAUUUACUGUGAUAUACCAAGAAGCCGGUGGCUCAAAUGGCCUGGACAAACCUUAUAUUUAUUCUGUUAUUGACUGGAGAACACCCGACACAGCUGCACUGUACUCAGUUUUAGCUGCAUUAGUGUUAACACCAAUAAGUCACGUGAUAGUGUUCAUAUUCUACCUCAUAAGAAAAGCUAUAUUUGAUGCCUGUUUGAAAAAUACUGGACAAUGAAUUUAUAUUUUAUAUUUUUUCAAUUUUUAAUCUUUUAAUAAAAAUAAAAGAAUUAC